This is a messenger RNA of Prunus armeniaca (apricot), 765 nucleotides long. The record is from the annotation of a GenBank genome assembly. Lineage: Eukaryota; Viridiplantae; Streptophyta; Magnoliopsida; Rosales; Rosaceae.
AUGGUGAAACCGUUAGUGCCGAUCAUUCUACUAUUCAUCUUAUCUUGGCUCUCUCCGUGCAGUUUGGUUGGAUCGUUGCCUGUUGGCUUUGUGCAUCCCGUCUAUCCUGAUCAUUUGGGAUUCACUGCAUCUAAGUCUAAUUCUUCUCUCUUCAUCUCCAUUCAUGGUUCUGUUCGCAUUUAUCUGUUGAUUUAUGUCGAUGAUAUCCUUCUCACUAGCUCCAAUCCCUUUCACAUCACCACACUUAUUUCUAAUUUGUGUUGCCAAUUUUCUAUGAAGGAUCUUGGGCCCGCUCAUUAUAUCUUGGGCAUGGAGCUUAUUUGUACUUCGUCCAUUCUAUCUCUUACUCAGACCAAAUAUGUUGUGGAUCUCCUCAAGCGUGCUAACAUGCACGAAGCCAAACCCAUGCCUACACCGGUUGUCAGUUGUUGUUGUCUUAGCAUCUCUGAUGGUGUUCUUCUGUCUGAUCCCACUGAGUACCGUAGUAUUGUUGGUGCUCUUCAGUACUUAACUCUUACUCGCCUAGACAUUGCCUUUGCUGUUAAUCGAGUUUGUAAGUUUAUGCAUCAACCCAUUACUGUUCAUUGUCUCGCUAUUAUGCGUAUUCUCCGUUAUCUCAAUGGCACACUUACUCAUGGGUUACUCUAUUCGCCAAGCACUCUUUAUCUCAAUGCUGAUUCUGAUGUCGAUUAUGUGGGGGAUCUCGAUGAUCGUCGCUCCACUAGUGGCUAUUGCUUUUAUUUCGGUACUAACUUAAUUUCUUAG